AUGACUAAACACAAGGAAAAUUCCCUCUCCUUCAAGAAACACCAAGAAAACACAAUAAUGGCUAGACCCAUUUGCUUGGGGCUACAGUACUUUGCGCUCUUGAUGUUCUUUGGUGCAGUUGUUUCUUUUGCUAGACCACCUCUACAACCGCCUCGACAAGACCCAAGUUACCUCAAGUUUGUGUUCAAUGCUACCGAACUCCCAUCCGAAGACUACUAUGAUUACAUCAUCGUUGGGGGAGGCACUGCCGGAUGCCCAUUGGCUGCAACACUAUCGCAGUCGUAUAAAGUACUAGUGCUCGAGCGAGGCGGUGUUGCCCAUGGAAAGCCCAAUUUGAUGAACCAAGAAGGUUUCUUGAACACACUCAUGGAAGACAAUGCAUUCGACUCCCCUGCCCAAGCCUUCACAUCUGAAGAAGGAGUCCUCAAUGCCCGAGGUCGCGUUCUUGGUGGCAGCAGUGCGAUAAAUGCAGGGUUCUAUAGCAGAGCAGAUCAAGAGUUUUAUCAGAAAUCGGGUGUCCAUUGGGAUCUUAAAGUGGUGAACGAGUCCUAUGAGUGGGUUGAGAGGGAAAUAGUGUUUAGGCCAGAGCUAAGGAAUUGGCAAUCGGCAAUUCGAGAUGGGUUAUUGGAAGCUGGUGUUGAUCCCUAUAACGGGUUUAGUUUAGAUCACUUGGUGGGAACCAAGAUUGGCGGUUCGACUUUUGAUAGAACCGGGAGGAGACACACUGCCGCUGAUCUCCUGAGGUACGCAAGACCAUCCAAUAUUCAGGUGGCCGUGUACGCAACUGUGGAAAGAAUACUACUGGCUUCAACUUCAGCGCGCACGCGUUCAAGGCUAUCAGCAAUCGGAGUUGUUUAUCGUGAUCACUUCAGGAGGUAUCACCAUGCGAUGUUGAGCAGACAUGGCGAGGUGAUCCUUUCUGCCGGUGCCAUUGGAAGCCCACAGCUCCUGCUGUUGAGUGGCAUUGGUCCACGGCCUCAUCUAUCGUCUUGGGGAAUCCCUGUGGCUCGUCAUCUUCCCUAUGUUGGGCAGUACCUUUACGAUAAUCCCAGAAAUGGUAUCUCCAUUGUGGCCCCAACUCCGCUGGAGCACUCACUGAUACAGGUCGUCGGCAUCACUGAAUCGGGGGCUUACAUCGAAGCAGCUUCCAAUGUCAUCCCUUUUGCAUCCCCCGCUCGCUCCAUAUUCAUUCGGACACCAUCCGCCCCUCUGUAUCUCACUGUGGCUACUCUCAUGGAAAAGAUUGUUGGGCCACUUUCGAGUGGAACAUUGAGACUAGCCUCAAUAGAUGUGAGGUUAAACCCAAUUGUUCGAUUCAAUUACUUGAACAACCCAGUUGAUCUUGAACGCUGCGUGAAUGGCACACGCAAGAUUGGUGCUGUGCUCAGGAGCAGGUCCUUGGAGAAUUUCAAGUUUAGGAACUUGUUCGGUGGUCAUGACUUUAGGUUCGUGGGACCUGCAUUGCCUGUUGAUCAAUCCAACAGACGUAUGAUGGAAGAUUUCUGUCGCCGGACAGUUAGUACCAUAUGGCACUACCACGGGGGCUGCGUUGUGGGGAAAGUGGUUGAUGCUGACUUCCGGGUCAUUGGCAUUGAUGCACUCCGAGUUGUUGAUGGGUCGACGUUUGGAGUUUCGCCAGGGACAAAUCCUCAGGCCACUGUACUGAUGCUUGGAAGAUAUGUUGGGCUGAAGUUGAUCGAAGAGCGAACGAGACGAUGA
Messenger RNA from Juglans regia (Persian walnut), 1719 nucleotides. RefSeq names its product (R)-mandelonitrile lyase-like. NCBI's taxonomy places the organism in Eukaryota, Viridiplantae, Streptophyta, Magnoliopsida, Fagales, Juglandaceae. The coding region runs from base 1 to 1719 and encodes 572 amino acids. Gene Ontology annotation, molecular function: flavin adenine dinucleotide binding; oxidoreductase activity, acting on CH-OH group of donors. The transcript has 4 exons. The record is from RefSeq and is a predicted model, not a curated record.